UCAACAGACUUGCUUUCCCAAAUGAUGACCCAAGCAUCCUUGAAUCUCCCCUUCUUUCCUCAGAGGAUUCAAGGUCUGCUAGAAACGGGUCCAACCUUUGUCACCACACACCAGGGUCUCUACCUGCAAACCAACUCCUCACCUGUAAUGCAAUAGUUUCCAGAAAUGAUGGUGAGGGUAGAAACAAUAGCUUCUCUUCAAGAGAACAACAGAGAGAUGGAAAAGAUAUUGGUAUCACUCAAAAUUCCAAGAAUAGAUGUCAUAACAUUAGAAAAAACACUAACUUUAAAGUUCGAGAAUGUGGUAAGAGAAAUGGAAAUCAUCCUUCUUCCAUUAGAUCUAACCAAAUUUAGUCUAGAGAUUUAUCCACCGUCUCAGACCAACACUCUUUGCUUCACCUGUCGAAUGUGCCCAAUAUCCAACAGCAGAAAGAGGAAAUCAAUGUCCCCAUCAAAUCUGGACAGAGGGAAGACUCCAUUGGGAGAGAUUCCCAACCCUCCAACUCGAUUGAUAAUGAAGUGCAUCAUAUGGAAUGUUAGGGGGGCGAACAAUACCGAAUUCAAGCGGAAUUACAAGUUCAUGGUCCAAAUUCACCAACCUGUUAUCCUAGGUCUCCUAGAAACUAGAAUGCAAGACCAUAAAAGAAUCUCUAAAACUCUUGGUUUUUCUAACAACAUCCAAUUUCCAGCAACUGGCAAUUUUGGCGGCCGAGUCUUAAUGUGGAAAGAUGAGAACAUCAACAUCACUGAAAUUUCUAUCUCACCCCAAGUGAUCUACACCAUGAUUCAGGUCAAGAUUAAGGAGGUUGGGAGCUCCGGCAGUUCGGCACUGCUUUAGGGAACAAAACCAAGCUGCGGUUGCUCUAUCCAAAGAAGGAACAACAGAUAAAUAUUUUGAAGGCAAGAAACUUUUUAUAGUUCCUCCGGUGUUUGUCCGGAAAAUAGUCUGGCUAGACAUGGUAGGAUCUAUGUAUAAAAGAUAUGUUAAUCAGUGUAUGACUACCCAAACUAAUGGGUCCAGAACCUAUUUUGUGCUUGAUCCAGGCUAGUGAAUACCUGGGAAUGCUUGUACCUCUA
This is a messenger RNA of Capsicum annuum, 1076 nucleotides long. RefSeq lists its product as uncharacterized. The coding region runs from base 166 to 837 and encodes 223 amino acids. Lineage: Eukaryota; Viridiplantae; Streptophyta; Magnoliopsida; Solanales; Solanaceae. The record is from RefSeq and is a predicted model, not a curated record. The transcript is spliced from 2 exons.